AUGGAGAAAGGUGUCGGUUUGAGAAAACAGAGGCAAAGAGGAGACAAAUAGAUCAGAGAAGAAGCUGAUUGAACGUGAUUUCUGCUAAUCUUUUUCUGUUUUCUUUCCCAUCCUUGAAAAACAGCCCAUCUUCACUUGCUUCACUCUCUUUGUCCUUUUCUCACUAUAAAUCUAAACCAUUUCUCAUCUCUCCAUCUCCAUCUAUCUUUGGCUUCAUUUUCCUUUGAAAAUGGCAAUGGGUGUCUUCCCGUUGCUUGCUUUCUUCUUGCUCUUCAAUGGCUCUGCUUUGGCUGCUAACUACAUGGAAGGGUUCCUCAAAAAUGGAAACUUUGAGCAGAAACCAAAACCCAGUGACCUAAACAAGACAGUACUCAAAGGAAAAUAUGCAUUACCUGGCUGGAUCACCAAUGGCUUAGUGGAAUACAUCUCUGCUGGCCCACAGCCUGGUGGGAUGUAUUUUGCUGUGGCUCAUGGUGUACAUGCUGUGAGACUUGGCAAUGAGGCUUCAAUUUCUCAAACAAUUCCUGUAAAACCAGGCUCUUUAUAUGCUCUCACAUUUGGUGCUUCAAGAACUUGUGCCCAAGAUGAGGUUUUGAGAGUCUCUGUGCCUCCUUUGUCUGGCGACCUGCCUCUGCAGACACUUUAUAGCAGUAAUGGUGGUGACACUUAUGCUUGGGGAUUUAGAGCCAAAUCUAAUGUUGCUACUGUGACUUUUCACAACCCUGGUGUCCAAGAAGACCCUGCUUGUGGACCACUCAUUGAUGCUGUUGCUAUUAAGGAGUUGUUUCCUCCAAGGCCCACAAGAGAUAAUUUGGUUAAGAAUCCUGGAUUUGAAGAGGGUCCUCAUCGCUUACUCAACUCUUCCAAUGGUGUCCUCCUUCCUCCAAAACAAGAAGAUCUCACAUCCCCACUUCCCGGUUGGAUCAUUGAAUCACUUAAAGCUGUGAAGUUCAUUGAUUCAAAGCACUUCAAUGUUCCAUUUGGAUUGGCAGCAGUUGAGCUUCUUGCAGGAAGAGAAAGUGCCAUUGCCCAGAUCCUCAGAACAAUCCCCAACAAAAUCUAUAAUCUCACAUUCACUGUUGGAGAUGCAAAGAAUGGCUGCCAUGGAUCAAUGAUGGUUGAAGCAUUUGCUGAUAAAGAAACCUUUAAGGUUCCAUUUGAGUCCCAAGGAAAGGGUAUCUCCAAGACUGUGAGCUUCAAGUUCAAAGCUAUUUCAGCAAGAACAAGAAUUACAUUCUACAGUUCAUUUUACCACACUAGAGUUGAUGAUUUUGGAUCCCUUUGUGGUCCUGUUCUUGAUCAAGUUAGGGUUUUUCCUGUUGCUUAGAUUAUUGAUUAUAUCAAACGGAUAAUGGAAUUUGUGCAACGGUCUAUAAUAUCCAAAUAUAUUGUAAAUUUGACCGUUGAGGCCAUUUGCUUUGCUUUUGUAUUUAUGUGAACCAUCCAUGUCUCUGCUUUCCCUGUGGGUUGUUCAAGGGUUGCAACUUCUUCAAAGGUUUUUGCCUUGCAUUUUUCAUGAUCUA
Manihot esculenta (cassava) is the source of this 1523-nucleotide messenger RNA. RefSeq lists its product as uncharacterized. Bases 230 to 1327 code for a protein of 365 amino acids. The transcript has 3 exons. Gene Ontology annotation, cellular component: plasma membrane; cell wall. The record is from RefSeq and is a predicted model, not a curated record. Lineage: Eukaryota; Viridiplantae; Streptophyta; Magnoliopsida; Malpighiales; Euphorbiaceae.